UCUCUAUCCCUUUCAUUUUUCUCUCUCUCUCUCUCUCUCUCAAGGUUCUCUUUGUCCCUUAUCACCUCACGUUCUCACUUUCUCGCCCCAUACAGGUUUUCCACCAGCCAAGGAACGGAUAGAAAAACUUUCAGAGGCACCGAGGAGGGAGAAGACACAGACAGACUCACACACUCUCAGCUCCACAGACUCACGAAUCUCGCUUCCAUGGCCUCACUCUUCCCUCUCAAUCGCCGCCCUCUCCUCUGAACUCAUUUCCUCUCGCCGCUACCUUCUCUCCUCCCCGCCGCCCUCGCCGGAGCUCCGCCCGAGCCCUAGGCUGCCGCGAUUCGCCUGCCGUCUGCGCUUUCUUCUUCGAUCUGUGGCCGUCGCGUGCUUCAGCUCCGCGAACCCUAGAUUUGUGUCUGCCGCGGCGUGGUUUGCGUUUCCGUGGGCCCUAGGUUUUGUUUUCUGUGGCUGCCCAUGCUAUUGGGUUGGUUUUGAUGCCGCCGGAACCAUUGCCUUGGGAUCGAAAGGACUUCUUCAAGGAGAGGAAGCACGAGCGGUCGGAGUCGCUAGGGUCCGUCGCCAGAUGGAGGGACUCGUCGCACCACCGCGACUUCAACCGCUGGGGAUCCGCCGAGUUCCGCCGCCCGCCAGGUCAUGGUAAGCAGGGUGGUUGGCACCUGUUUUCCGAGGAAUCUGCUCACGGGUAUGGGAUUUCUCGGUCCAGCAGUGACAAGAUACUGGAGGAAGACAGUCGGCCGUCGAUUUCACGGGGCGAUGGGAAGUAUGGCAGGAGCAGUCGGGACAACAGAGGACCCUUUGGCCAGAGAGAUUGGAGAGGGCAUUCGUGGGAGCCCAACAAUGGUUCUCUAAGUUUUCCCAGAAGGCCGCCGGAUGCGAACAACGACACGAGGGCUGUAGAUGAUGCCCUAGCAUAUUCCUCCCAUCCGCACUCUGAUUUCGGGAACGCGUGGGAUCAGCACCACAUGAAAGACCAGCAUGAUAAGAUGGGUGGUGCCAAUGGGUUGGGAGCAGGUCCCAGAUGUGAUAGGGAGAACUCUCUUGGAGACUGGAAGCCACUUAAAUGGACCCGAUCUGGGAGCUUGUCCUCUCGCGGCUCAGGGUUUAGCCACUCCAGUAGCUCAAGGAGCAUGGGAGGAGCAGAUUCCCAUGAAAUGAAGGCUGAGUUUCAACCCAAGAGUGCUGCAGCUAAUGAGUCACAUUCAGGGGAAGCUGCUGCAUGUGCAACAUCAUCUUUGCCUUCUGAAGAUGCCACUUCUAGAAAAAAGCCCAGGCUGAAUUGGGGUGAGGGACUUGCAAAGUAUGAGAAAAAGAAAGUUGAGGUGCCUGAUACAAAUGCAAACAAAGAUGGUCCUGUCUUGUCUGCUGGUAACACAGAACCGUGUAAUUUCCUCAGUCCCAGCUUGGUAGAAAAAAGCCCCAAAGUUGCUGGAUUUUCUGAAUGUGCAUCUCCUGCAACUCCAUCUUCUGUUGCCUGCAGUUCCUCACCUGCAGGUAUGGAUGAUAAAUUAUUUGGAAAGACUGCAAAUGUGGACAAUGAUGUUAGUAAUUUGACUCUUUCACCUGCUCCUGUGUCUGAAAAUCAUCUGCAGAGGUUUUCUUUUAACUUAGAGAAAUUUGAUAUUGGCUCCUUAAAUAAUUUGGGUUCUUCAAUUAUUGAGUUGGUACAAUCUGAUGAUCCAACUUCUGUGGAUUCUGGUCCAAUGAGGUCCAAUGCAAUUAAUAAGUUGCUGAUAUGGAAAGCUGACAUUUCAAAGGUGUUGGAGAUGACUGAAUCUGAAAUAGAUUUACUUGAAAAUGAAUUGAAGUCGCUAAAAUCUAAAUCUGUGAAUACAUGUCCAUGUCCAGUAGCCUUGGGCUCCCAGAUGGUAGGUAGUGAUGAAAAAUCCUCUGAAGAGCAUGUUGGAGUCUCUGAUCAGGUCAUCCGACCAGUACCGUUGAAAAUUGUUGAUGAUCCCAAUGUGAAGAUGCCUCUUUCAACUAAUUUACAUAGUAUUCAUGAAAAUUGCAAGGAAGAGGAUAUUGAUAGUCCUGGAACAGCAACUUCAAAAUUUGUUGAGCCUCUGCCUUUAAUUAAUGCAGUUUCUUGCGAUACCGGUGGAUAUGAUAAUUUCUCCAGGGACUUGGAUGCUGUUCAGCCCACAGCUGUGAAAGGCCUAGUUCCCUGUACUACUAGGAAAGCUGCUACUGUAUCUGCUUGUGUUGAUGGCAAUACCUGCAUGGAGCAAAAGGAUAGCAUGGAUGUUUUAUAUAAUACAAUUAUUUCUUCGAAUAAAGAAUCUGCUAACAGAGCUAGUGAGGUAUUUGCUAAGUUAUUGCCCAAUGAUUGUUGCAAGAUUGGGAAGAUGGGAGCCAGCAGUGACCCAUGUACUCAUACAUUCAUUAUGGAAAAAUUUGCUGAGAAAAAGCGAUUUGCAAGAUUUAAGGAGAGAGUUAUUGCACUUAAGUUCAGAGCCUUGCAUCACCUGUGGAAAGAGGAUAUGCGUUUGCUGUCCAUUAAGAAAUGCCGACCAAAAUCUCACAAAAAAAAUGAACUUAGUGUGCGAACUACCUGUAAUGGUAGCCAGAAGAAUCGAUCUUCCCUUCGAUCUCGUUUUCCCUUUCCUGCAGGAAAUCAAUUAAGCUUGGUUCCAACAUCAGAGAUAAUUAGUUUCACUAGCAAACUGCUUUCAGAGUCCCAAGUUAAAGUGCAGAGAAGCACCCUGAAGAUGCCAUCAUUAAUUUUGGAUGAAAAAGAGAAGAUCACUUCAAAGUUUGUAACUAGUAAUGGGCUGGUUGAAGAUCCAUUGGCUAUUGAGAAAGAAAGGACUAUGAUUAAUCCUUGGACAUCAGAAGAGAGAGAAGUUUUCUUGGAGAAAUUUGCUGCAUUUGGAAAAGAUUUUCGGAAAAUUGCUUCUUUUCUCGACCACAAGACAACUGCUGACUGUGUUGAAUUCUACUACAAGAAUCAUAAAUCUGAUUGUUUUGAGAAACUUAAGAAGCAAAAUGUUGAUAAGCUAGGGAAAUCGUUUUCAGCUAAAACUGACAUGGUGGCAUCAGGUAAAAAGUGGACCCGUGAAUUGAAUGCUGCUUCACUUGAGAUUUUGAGUGCAGCUUCACUGAUGGCAGAUGGCAUUGCAGGUAAUAAAAAAAUGCGUGCAGGAAGCACUCUUUUGGGUGGAUAUGGUAAAGUAAAGGCAUCAAGGGGUGAAGACUUCAUAGAGAAAUCAAGCAGUUUUGACAUUCUUGGGGAUGAAAGAGAGACUGCUGCUGCAGCUGAUGUAUUGGCUGGUAUAUGUGGUUCUCUUUCAUCUGAGGCUAUGAGUUCCUGCAUAACAAGUUCAGUUGAUCCCGUAGAAGGUAACAGGGAUAGGAAGUUUUUGAAAGUGAGCCCUUUAUGCAAACCGCCUAUGACACCUGAUGUUACUCAGGAUAUUGAUGAUGAGACUUGUUCAGAUGAGAGCUGUGGUGAAAUGGAUCCUAUAGAUUGGACUGAUGAUGAGAAAGCUGCUUUUCUUCAGGCUGUAUCAUCUUUUGGGAAGGAUUUUGCAAAGAUAGCACGUUGUGUUAGGACAAGGUCUGAGGAACAGUGCAAAGUUUUCUUCAGCAAGGGUCGGAAAUGCCUUGGCUUAGAUCUCAUGCGCCCAAUACCCGAGAAUGUUGGAUCCCCGGUGAAUGAUGAUGCAAAUGGGGGUGAGAGUGACACAGAUGAUGCAUGUGUUGUUGAGACAGGCUCAGCAGUUGGAACUGAUAAGUCUGGUACUAAAACAGACGAGGACCUGCCUUUGUAUGGCAUGAAUACUUACGUUGAUGAAUCCAAUCCUGUUGAAGCUAGGAACCUGUCAACUGAAUUGCAUGAAUCAAAGGAAACUAAUGGGACAGAAGUAGAUCUUGAAGAUGCAAAUGUAGUUUUGGAUGUUUGUGCAAUUAAUAGUGAAUCUGAACGGGACAGUAGACAAGCAACUAUAAUUAUGUCAGAUAGCACAGAAGUUGGAAAAGAUAAAGCAAAUAAAUUGGGGGGUGAAGCUUCAGAAUUGAUAUCUGCUCCAGAUGUAAGUGAACCAUGCGAGAGUAAUUCUGUUGCCGAGGAUAGAGUGGUGAUUUCAGAGGUUUCUUCUGGUGGUCUUGGAAAUGAAUUGGAGAGGCAAAGAGUGUCUUCACCCUCAUGUCUUGAUAGAGAUAAUAAACAUGAAGCUGAUUCAGGUGUCAUGGCUGAUUUAAAAGGCUCUGUGCAAGAUUUAAGUCCUAUGGUAAAUGCUUCAUUCCCAUCUUUGGGCAAUUCUUGUUCAGGAUUGAGUUUUAGUCCUGAAAAUAAGCAUGUGCCCCUUGGAAAGCCUCUUGUCUCCGCAUUGACCAUUGAGGAUCUUCGUGCAACUUCAAAUUCAUUGUUGCAAAAUAAUGUUGCUGCUGAUGUUCAAUGCGAAAAAACAGCUAGUCAAGAUCGACUGUCCUCUACUUGUGAUAUUCAAGGAAGUAGAGAUGUGCACUGCCAGAAUUCCGUUAGUAAUGGUGAUCAUCAGCUCCCUAUUACUGGGAAUUCAUCAGACCAUAUUGAUGCUGUUAGCAUCCUUCAGGGCUAUCCCUUGCAAGUUCCCAUUAAGAAAGAAAUGAAUGGUGAUAUGAAUUCCAGCAGUUCAGGAACAGAAUUGCCUCUUCUGUCACAAAAGAUUGAACAGGUCGAUGGUCAUACCAAAACACUGCAGUCAUCAGAUUCAGAUAAAACAUCCCGAAAUGGUGAUGUGAAACUGUUCGGGAAGAUACUAACCAAUUCAUCAUCCGCACAGAAACCUAGUGUGGGUGCUAAAGGAAGUGAAGAAAAUGGUACCCAUCAUCCUAAGUUAAGCAGCAAAUCGUCUGGUCUGAAAUUUACUGGCCACCAUAGUGCAGAUGGGAAUUUGAAAAUUUUGAAAUUCGACCGUAGUGAUUAUGUUGGCCUUGAAAAUGUUCCCAUGAGGAGUUAUGGUUAUUGGGAUGGAAACAGAAUACAGACUGGUCUCUCGUCAUUGCCCGAUUCUGCCAUCUUGCUAGCAAAGUAUCCAGCUGCCUUCAGUAAUUAUCCCACAUCUUCUGCCAAAUUGGAGCAGCAACCAUCACUGCAGGCAUUUUCGAAGAAUAAUGAACGGCUCCUGAAUGGUGCAUCCACUUUUACGACUAGAGAAGUGAAUGGCAGCAAUGCCGUGAUUGAUUAUCAGAUGUAUAGAAGGGAUGGUCCAAAAGUGCAGCCAUUUAUGGUAGACGUGAAGCACUGUCAAGAUGUGUUCUCAGAGAUGCAGAGAAGAAAUGGUUUUGAAGCAAUAUCAAGUUUACAGCAGCAGGGCAGGGGGAUGAUGGGAAUGAAUGGUGUGGGAAGACCGGGGAUUGUUGUAGGAGGGUCAUGCAGUGGUGUCUCGGAUCCUGUGGCAGCAAUCAAAAUGCAUUAUUCCAAUUCUGGUGGUCAGACUGGGAGUAUUGCAAGAGAGGAUGAAUCUUGGGGAGGGAAAGGGGACUAAGGCAGGUAGUAGGAUGUGCUGAGCGGCAAACACCUCAUUUUGCCGCGCCCUGUAUUAUAGUUUUUGUUAUUGCUCAAUACAGUGUAGGGUGAUUUAAUGGUUCUCAAGCCCGUCUUUUUUGGUAAAAUAUUUAGGUGCUUGUAAUAUGGCAGCAGCUUUGUAUUUGUUGUAUUUGAUGAAAAUACAGAAAUAAUCUCUCAAAAAGUUAGGAGGGGCGAUUGCCAUUAUCAUUGCCAAUUCUGGAAUUCUAACAAAUCACUCCUUACUUGUCUGGAUAUUUGUUUUGACUGUAAGUGAGUAGGGUUUAAGAUGGUUGGUUACUUUUAACUCUACCCGUAGUUGCCCUUUUUGGGUCGUGACUCAGCAGCGUGUAUCUGUUUCUCACCAACAGGUUGAGUGUUUGAGGUACUGUUUGUCCUGCGUCCAUUCUGACGAGUAUAGUAUUUUUCCUGUAGGGAUCUGCUAUAUAGAUCGAGACAUUUUUUUUGACAAAUACUGUUGGAUGAAUUCUGCAAUCUGUUACUCCUGCCUUCAACAAUUAUAAAAGUCAAACCAAUAUUUUAACAA
This is a messenger RNA of Cajanus cajan (pigeon pea), 6041 nucleotides long. RefSeq lists its product as uncharacterized. NCBI's taxonomy places the organism in Eukaryota, Viridiplantae, Streptophyta, Magnoliopsida, Fabales, Fabaceae. The record is from RefSeq and is a predicted model, not a curated record.